This is a messenger RNA of Serpula lacrymans var. lacrymans S7.9, 1306 nucleotides long. RefSeq lists its product as uncharacterized. The record is from RefSeq and is a predicted model, not a curated record. The transcript is spliced from 4 exons. Bases 37 to 1008 code for a protein of 323 amino acids. Gene Ontology annotation, biological process: lipid storage; positive regulation of triglyceride storage. Lineage: Eukaryota; Fungi; Basidiomycota; Agaricomycetes; Boletales; Serpulaceae. Gene Ontology annotation, cellular component: cytosol; lipid droplet.
GCCUCCUCUUUCUUCCAAACACCCACCAUCGUCCAAAUGGCCCCAGAGGUCACUAUAUUCACUCGUGUUUUAUCGAUCCCUCUUGUUUCUUCCUCUUUAUCGACUUUGGAUUCAACCCUGUGCGGCAAUGUCUUCACUCGCUCGCCUUACACGACAGCGCAGGCUUUGACCCACUCUGCAUACUCCUACACAGAGCCAAUCCAGAUUCGCCUCGCACCUUUCAUCAUUCGCGCUGAUGGUUAUGCCAACAAGGGUCUCGAUGCUGUAGAGUCGAGAUACCCUUACCCCUUCAAGGCGAAGCCUGAGGAAAUGGUCAACUACGUCAAGGAGCGGCGAGAGAGCGCGAUGAGUGCAGCCAACAAAACAAUAGACGAGCGGGUAAAAUCGCCAGCUUAUGGCGUCGCACAGGGCAUUGACCAGAGAUUCGCACCGAUCAUAGACUACUUCCAAGUUGCCGUUAACAAGAUAGGCAACGAGUCUGGUGCUUCUUCGCCUGGCUCAGACUCGCAAUAUCAAUAUCAACGCGCAUAUGCUCUUUCAAAACACCUGAAAGACAACCUAUAUGUUUUUUCACAAGAACAUCUCAAACAGCUCCAGUCGCAGAGUGUAUUAGUUCAACGUGCCACUGAUACUGCUCAAAACAUCACUAACCUUGCGUCUUCUUCUCUUACCAAUGCUCAAACACGCAUACACGGACUUUCUGGUUCUAUGGUGCAGGAGUUGCAAAAGCUCCAGUCCUCCACUGCUCAGCUACCGCAGCAACUACAGUCAAACUUCCCUGAUUUGUCUGCAACAAUCACAGAUCUGCGGAAUAUCGUCACAGCCCCUAAUGUUCCUAUGAACGAGAAGGUGAACAAAGUCACAACGGAGGUUAAAGAACGUGUCCGCCCGAUGUUGGAUAAUGUCUCCAGAAGGGUCAGUGAACUUGUCAAUGUGUUGGGUCAAAAGAAGGACGAGGCCAAGAACGAAGUGAACCAGCAGACUAAUGGGCAUGCACCGCUCACUUGAGCACUCGGCAAGUGGCUUUUAUUUUUAAUAUUAUUUCCGCUCCAAUAUUGUUAUGUAAUUCUUUUUGUACGGGCUUGUUCAUGACCCUUAGACUUAUAGACUCUAGACGCUGUCCCCCUCUCCUUAUCUUAUCAUGUUGUUUCUCUACAUACGCAUCUUCUCGUCCGUUCUUGUCCAAUCUUCUCGUUAGUUUUUUUUUGAUCCGGUACCUAUGGCGCCAUGUAUGUUUGAAUAAAAGUUUCGUGAGGUUACGAACCUGUGUAUGACGCCUUUGAAAUAAAAUGAAGUCUCGUUGGUU